Aphidius gifuensis is the source of this 1761-nucleotide messenger RNA. Its product is annotated as speckle-type POZ protein-like. The record is from RefSeq and is a predicted model, not a curated record. The transcript is spliced from 6 exons. Gene Ontology annotation, molecular function: ubiquitin protein ligase binding. Gene Ontology annotation, cellular component: nucleus; cytoplasm. Lineage: Eukaryota; Metazoa; Arthropoda; Insecta; Hymenoptera; Braconidae. Gene Ontology annotation, biological process: regulation of proteolysis; proteasome-mediated ubiquitin-dependent protein catabolic process. Bases 583 to 1680 code for a protein of 365 amino acids.
GCAGGUAAAUGAUGCCUCGAGGUUGACUAUAUGCCAUUUAUAAAAUAAGCAUACAAGUAUCUCGUGUGUGGUAUUUUAUAUGCUUUUUUUUUUUUUCUUCAUUUCAAGUGUGUGCCAGAAUGAAAAUGCGUGUAUUCAGCAAGUGUCUUUUAAUACAAAAUGACUUGGAAUUUCAGGCUGAUCUUCAGUCGUGUUUUGAACUCAUAAACGUUAGCAUGACCUUUUUUUAAUUAGAUUCAUCAAAAAACUCAUCAAUAAAAUAUAUAUAAUAAUUUAAUUAUUUAUAAUUAUCAUUGAAUAAUUAAUUUGUUUUUAUUUUAAUUUCAAUCAAAUAUUGUGAUUGAUGAAUGAGAAUAUAUGUUUAUAUAUUUGUUGAUUAAAAAUUAGUGAAAACCACAAAGCUUAAUAUAUCGAGGUAGAUUAUGCCUCAUUGAAUUUCAGUGACGCUUUUGAUAAAUUAUUCUAAAAUCAGCGAUUAAUUUGUGGUGUGUGGAAUCGAUCCAACCACAACAACAGUAAUUUUAAUUCGAGAUAUUUGUUUAUUAAAUAAACACUGUAUAUUAAUUAGAAUAAAUAUCAACAAUGGAAUUAUUAGUACCAACAGUAUCUGAUAUUAUUUUUAAAUACUCAUGGACAAUUAAAAAUUAUAAAAAAACAAUAUCGAAAAACCAUACAAUUGAUAGUCCAAAUUUCGAUAUUAAUGUGAAUAAUAUAAGCAGCAGUUGGAGUUUGUCAAUAAGAUUUUGGAAAGGACCCGAAGGAAAAAGAAUAACAAAUCCAGUUGUAUUGUGUUUGAAUAUGUUAAAUUGUACAGUUGAUGAGAUUGAACAGGCAAAUAUACGUUUUCAAUUUGGUAUAUUUAAUACAGCAACAAAUCAUUGGGAAUAUUGUCAAGUUAGUCGUACAAUAUUAGAAUUAAAAACAACAUCAAAUAUAAUAUCACUUGGUUAUCGUGAUUUAUCAAUUGUUGAUAAACAUUUUAAAAAGAAUGGUGAUGUAUUAUUAACAGUUAAAAUUCAAAUAAUACAAUGUGACAAUGAAAAGCACAAUUUAUCACAGGAUAUGGCAAGAUUGCUUAAACAUCCAAAAUUUGCUGAUACAAAGCUAACAUGUGGUGGAUCAAGUCACAUAGAAAUUCCUGUUCAUGGAAGUAUUAUUGUUGCACGUAGCAAUGUACUUGCUGAUAUGAUUAUACCUGUUGAUGAUAUUGGUAUUGCAAGUAAUUGUCAUAAUAAAGAGGAUGAUGAAUCAAACGAACGAGUUUCUUCCUAUCGUUUUACUUUGGCACUACCUGAUCUUUCACGUGAAUUAACUGAGGAAUUGCUGAGAUAUAUUUACAGUGAUCAUAUUGAUAACUUGGAUAACUUGGCAAGUCAACUAUUGUCCUUGGCCGAGAGAUUUCAUAUAGAAGGUCUUAAAGAACACUGUGAGAGAAAUUUAAUCGAAUCAUUGGUGCCAGAUAAUGUAGCAUCAUUACUUUUAAUUGCUGAUGAAUUUAGUUGUGACUCUUUAAAACGUGCUAGUCUUGCAUAUUGUGAAGAAAAUGCAAUGUGUAUUCAUAAAAAUUUUACAUGGAAAAUUAUGGAACAAGUUAAUCCAGAAUUAUUUAAUGAAGUAUGUGAAGCUGGUAUUGGAAGUUCAACUUCAAGUAAUAUUGAUGACAGUGAAUUGAGUAAUUAAUUAAAAUUAAAUAAAUAAAAAAAAUAUUUAUGACUGUGUUAAUGUAUGUAUAAAUAAAGUAAAUAUAUAUUUAAAAACUUA